UCCACUCUUGAUGACAAAUAUAACAUGAUGAGACAUAUACCUUGGCUGAUCUUUUGGCUGAUAGCAGUGACUUCCCCGGAGUCUGCAGUUAUGACUGUGACGCUGAUGGCAUCUCCUGGAGAUACUAUAAGUGUAGGAGAAAGUCUGAAACUUACCUGCAAAUUAACUGUAAAUGUAAGCUCUGAGUCGCACUUUACUUUCACCUUUAUAAAGAAAGGCGCACCAGUAAGGAAGAACAUUGAAUCUCCAGAGCUGAUAAUAAACAACUUUAAUAAAAGCCAUGCUGGGAGAUACAGGUGUGCUGUGAAGCAUUCAGAAGGUCGAGAGCACGACAGUAAACAAGUGAAGAUUAAAGUGAAAGAACCCGUGCUAACUGCCUACCCGGAAAAACUUUUGGAGGAGGGAGACAAUCUCAACCUGAGCUGCAGCUGGAUGGAGGAUGGAACAUCUCAUUCACACCUUACUUACCGCUUUUUCCAAAAUAAAACAGAAGUGCAGAAGAGCAACACUUCAGUGUUAACCAUAGAGAACAUUCAUACAGGCCACAAUGGGAACUACUCUUGUGCUGUGGACUUACAAGGGAAAGAAAUUGGACGCAGCAACAGGAUAAACAUUACAGUCCAAGCUCAGGGUGUGACAUUGGCUGCAUCUCUAAAACGUUCUGUGAAAGUGGGAGAUUCUCUUCGAUUUAAAUGCAAAUCAGCGUGGAAGAAAAGCUCUGCCUUAAACAUCACUUUCUUCUUCCUAAAAGACGACAAGAUUGUGUGGAAUAGCAGCCACUCACGAUUCAAAAUAGACCAAAUUAAUAAAAGCCACACUGGAAGUUACACAUGUGCAGUGGAGCUACAAGGACGAAAGAAGUACAGCAAUAAAAUAAGGAUUGAAGUCGAAGGUUAUUCAAUAGAAAACGGAAUUCGAAUUGGAUUAUCAUGCCUGGUGCUAAUUGUGCUGCUGGUUCUUGUGAGUGACUGCUUCUGGAUCAGAGUGUUCACUACCUGCAGAUUUGCUGAGGGGGAUACUGAGGGGCACAAAACUCUCUAAGGUUGGUAGAUGGGCUCUCCUUGCACGGGUGGUAUAGAGCAGAGUACAGCAAAUAGAGGAAGAGGAAGAAUAAAUCCUCCUGUCGUGAAGCUGACACCAGCUCAACACGUGCAGUUCCUUCUAUAUCCUUUAUCACGUUAGUGAAUCUACCAUAAAUGAAGUGUGCAUUACAGGCUUUAAAAGCAGAAAAUGUCAUUAGUUAGAUAUUUUGGGCAUGUUGGUAAAAGAAGCGGGUUUGUAAGAGCUUUUUGUAUGAAUAGAUAUUCACGCAUGUGUGCUAACUUACUAAUGCAAGUGACUCACGUAGCAGAGAAUAGUAUGUGGGGAAAGCUAACUCGAAUUAACAAACAAACUCCUGGAAUUGCAUUUGGACUUGUGAAAUUUGUCAUACAAGAUGACAUUUACUGAUUAAAAGUGUUACUAAAUGAACAUAUUUGUGGUUCAUUGCUAAACAACCAGAAAUGCUCUUGUAUUGUAUCGCAAAUACAUGGCUGCUAUAUGUUUAGGCUACAAAACAGAAAUGCGCUAUUAAAGGAGCAAAGUGCACUGUUUAUUUAGGGUUUGCAGUUAAAAGUUAGCCAAUAUAACUUUGGUUUAGAAAACAUAAAUAUUUUGUAAGAGGAGGAAACCAGAGCAACAGAAGGCAUAUUGUUGUACAAUAAAGAGCCAUUUCAGGUUGUUAGAAUAAUAAACUGCUCAAAAAAAAUUAAAGGAACUCUUUAAAAACACAUCAGAUCUCAAUGGGGAAAAAAA
Molecule: messenger RNA, 1794 nt
Organism: Polypterus senegalus (gray bichir)
Lineage: Eukaryota; Metazoa; Chordata; Cladistia; Polypteriformes; Polypteridae
Product: vascular endothelial growth factor receptor 1-like
Exons: 7
Coding region: 25-1041 (338 amino acids)
Biological process (GO): cell surface receptor signaling pathway
Molecular function (GO): transmembrane signaling receptor activity
Source: RefSeq, a predicted model, not a curated record